AUGGAUUCUGCUGUCGCAACAAACGGCACAGCCGUCCCACCUCCACAGCGUCCAGCGUCUCCGUCUUCCUCGCAGCCCCCAGCAGGAGCAGCAGCAGCAGGAGCAUGCGGAUCGCCAAAUUCUGUAUCGGUAAGCAGCAAUCAACUCAGCGCAAGCGAGGAUAAUGGCAACAGCGAGAGCUGUUACGUAGUAAGAAUGGGCCUCUGCGCCCACGUGCGCGCUAAGAACGCGCAGGCAGCAGCAGCAGCAGCAGCAGAUGCUGCAGCAGGAGCAGCAACAGAUGCCGAGCCCUCAGAUACUGCAAAAAUCGGGUCUCUCUACAUCAGUUCCGUACCUGCCCAGCAGCACCAGCCCUGCCUCGAGCACAGCCCCGCCCAUGACGAACACCAACGCCAACACCGACACCAGCACCAGCAGCAGCAGCAGCAGGUAACUCUCAAUUCCCCGCAGCGCGUGUCCGGGCCCCCACCAUCUUCUUUUUGUACCAUUCGCCUUGAGAAUUCAGCUGCCUACGCAGCGGACAGCGCGGCGACGGAGGCGGUGGUUGGCGCUGUUGCCCGCGCAGCAGCAGCAGAGGUAUCUUUAGCAGCAGCAACAGCAGGGGGCGGAUCAGCAGCAGCAGCAGCAGCGGAAGGAAUCGCUUCUGAGACUUCCUCCGUUUCUGGAGACCCCCUCCAGAGCCAUGAUGGCCCCUCGAGAGAGACAGCAGCAAAAGGAGUUGUGGGGAUUGAUCUGCCGGACUUAGAACAUAUUCCUGUUGCUGUUCGUGUUCCCCCUUAUGGGGAGCAUCUGUGGUAUGAGUUGAAGCAACUGAAGCAUUUCUGGCGAUGGGAUAUUCAUCAACGAGAUUGGAGACAGAUACUUGUCUGUUCAUAUUUCCCCAACAUCAUUGAUCCUGCCCUUCUUACGCUGCUGCGAAUCUGUUGCUGCUUCUCCGUGCUGCUGCUUGAGUGCAUUGCAUCUAUUCAAGGAGUUAGAGAAGUAGGAAAGGCACAAAUGCUUUACUUCACUAACUGGAAUAGCCUUCUCGUUGCUGCUGGCUUCCUAUCCCUCACCAUCACGUCCGUCAUUGCAUGUAUCAGCUUCGCUGCACCCAUACAAACGCACCACAGCAACCCUGCAGACACCCAGCAGCACCAGCUACAGAGGCGGCAUCAACUGCAACAAGACCACCACCACCAGCAACCCCACCAGCACCAGCAGCACCAUGAGCAGCAGCACCAGCAGCAGCAGCAGCAGCAGCAGUUGUUGAUGAAUGCAGUUGAGGAUGAGUCUUGUACUUGCUCUGUAAAUUGCAUGCAAACGAGUCCUCCCCCAAUCGCCUCUCGUGAGAACAGCAGCACCAGUUUAGGCUUUUCUGCAGCAGAGUUUGUUGCAGUGGAUGGACGGCAUCCUCGGCCUACUUACAGCAGCAACAAAGCAGCGCUUCUCCCAUGGCUGGUGCAGCAGCGGCAGUACCGCCUGCAGCAGAAACAACAACCAAGGGAUUCCCGCACCCUUUGUCUCGCUCUGCAUGGAUACCGAGACCUCAUGGCAGAUAGCCGCUGCUGCGUGGAAGGCAUCCUCUUCGCCCCCAACCCCAGCAACAAAUCUCAGGUUUGCGUGCCCACAGAAGAAGCCGAACGGGUCCCCCGCAUGCAGUUGCUUCGCAAGAGACGCACCCGGAGCAGCAGCAGCAGCUGUAACAGCAGCAGCAACAGCAACAGCAACAGCAGUAGCAGCAGUUGCUGCUCCCCGCGCAUAGCGCUGCCCUCGCAAACCCCCACCGUGUGGUCUUCAGGACCUACCUGCAGCACCGGCAGCAGAAGCGCGGCGGAACGGGCUCUCAGCAGAUCAGUAGAAUCGGCCCCAGGAGCAGUAGCGCAUGCAGCAGAUACAGCAGAUGCAGCUGUUGCAACGGAUGCAGACGCAGGGAGAGUCAGCCAGCCAGCAGCAACAAGAACAACAAGAGCAGCAGCAGCAGGAGGUAGAGGAGCUGCAGCAGCAGUGGUUACGAUGCCUUGGUUUGUGCAGGUCACGUGGAUAGUGCAUAACCUGCAGCUGGUUUCUUCUCUCGGCGUUGCUGCAGUUUUCUUUUCUUUAUUUAAAGCAGAAAACGUUGACUUCCUUGGGUCGUGGAUUACUGUGUGGAAGCAUGCAGCGUUGGUGUUGCUGACACUGUUGCAUGCAUCUCUUCUCUCUCGUAUCCCCUGUCCUAUGCGGCAUAUGGGGUUUACAAUAAUAUUGUUUAUUUGUUAUUUGACGCUGCAGCUCUGUGUAUAUAUCUUUCAAAUAUCCAAUGGGCAAGGAGGGGUGGGGUACGUGUAUAGAAUAUUUUAUCUGUCUGAGCCGCUGCAAGCAGUCACUGUGCUGUUCUGUAUUCUCUUCUGCUGCUUCCUUAUGCAUCUUCUCCUCUUUUCUAUCUCACGCAAACGGUGUCUCUAUGUAGACCCUCCUCCUUCUGUCUCUGUCACAGCGUUGCAACUAAAACGCAGCAUCAGGUAUGCAGCAGCAGCAGCAGCUGCUGCUGCUGCAGCAGAACAAAUCGCCAACGAAUCCUCAGCAGCAGCUGCUGCUGCCAAUAAUGACGCAGGGAACAAAGACAGCGUUGUCCGACUCAACCUGCAGCAGCAGCAGCUCCCGUUGCAGAAGCAGCAGGAGCACCCUUGCUGCAGCGAUCAAGCCUCCACCGGCAACCCAGACGGGCGGCAGAGCGGCAGCAGCACGGAGCGUGACCAGCAGCAGGCGCAGCAGCAGGUGGAGCAGCAGGUGCAGUAG
This is a messenger RNA of Eimeria mitis, 2757 nucleotides long. RefSeq lists its product as uncharacterized. The transcript has a single exon. The record is from RefSeq and is a predicted model, not a curated record. Bases 1 to 2757 code for a protein of 918 amino acids. Lineage: Eukaryota; Apicomplexa; Conoidasida; Eucoccidiorida; Eimeriidae. Gene Ontology annotation, cellular component: membrane.